Messenger RNA from Dentiscutata erythropus, 147 nucleotides. NCBI's taxonomy places the organism in Eukaryota, Fungi, Glomeromycota, Glomeromycetes, Diversisporales, Gigasporaceae. The record is from the annotation of a GenBank genome assembly.
AUGAGUACAUCAUGUCGUCCUCGUACCCUCCUAGUCCUUAGCGUGACUGACAGUCUAAACUACAUGGGAAACAGUUUUAGAACGCAUGUGUCUACACGGUUUCCCGCAGCUGUUAUCAUGUCAUCAUCGUACCCUCCUAGUCCUUAG